CUCUCAAUAUUUAAACGGUAGAGCCAUGCACCUCUUCUAGUGCAUAAGGCUUCAUUGGAGCAUAGCAUAGAGGUAUAUCAGAUUACAAUGGGUCAGUUUGGAGGGCCAGAAGAAAUGGCAAUUACACUCAACAAUGGCUUCCAGAUGCCGAUAAUCGGCCUAGGCGUUUGGCGCAUGGAAAAAAAUGAAAUGAGAGACCUCAUUAUCAAUGCCAUCAAGAUUGGUUAUCGCCAUUUCGACUGUGCUGCUCACUACAAGAGUGAAGCAGAACUUGGGGAGGCACUUGCAGAAGCAUUUCGGACUGAGCUUGUCAAGAGGGAAGAUCUUUUCAUUACCACCAAGCUGUGGAAUUCAGACCAUGGGCAUGUUGUGGAGGUCUGUAAAGACAGUCUGACGAAGCUUCAGUUAGAUUAUCUGGAUCUGUACCUUCUUCACUUCCCUAUAGCCACCAGCCAUACCGGAGUUGGCACAACUGCCAGUGCACUGGAUGAGAAUAAGGAGCUGGACAUAGACACAACCAUAUCCUUGGAAACUACUUGGCAUGAUAUGGAAGAUCUUGUUUCCAUGGGUCUGGUUCGUAGCAUCGGGAUCAGUAACUAUGACAUCUUUCUAACCAGAGAUUGCUUAGCUUAUUCCAAAGUAAAGCCAGCAGUGAACCAGUUUGAAAGUCACCCUUACUUCCAGCGUGAUUCUCUGGUCAAAUUCUGUAGAAAGCAUGGGAUUUGUGCUACAGCCCACACUCCUCUAGGCGGUUCUGUGGCCAACACUGAAUUGUUUGGUUCAGAUUCAUGUUUGGAUGAGCCAAUUCUCAAAGGUCUGGCUAAGAAGUACAAAAAGAGUGUGGUUCAGAUUGUUCUUCGGUGGAACAUUCAAAGGAACACAGUUGUCAUUCCAAAGACAUCAAAACUUGAGAGACUCAGAGAGAAUUUCCAAGUUUUUGACUUUAAGCUGACCAAAGAGGACAUGGACUUGAUCAAAACUAUAGAUAGGAAAUAUCGGACCAAUCAACCCGGCAAGUAUUGGGGCAUAGAUGUGUACGCAUAAAGUAUGUCCAAUAUUCUAGUAAUUGCUCAUCCUCAAGUGUUAAGGGAACAUGAGCUAUUGAACAUCCUAGUGAUUUUAGUCUGGCAAUAAGAGGAGUUUAAGAACUUUUAGAUCGUGCAUGAGAGCCAAAACUCCAUCAUGUGAAAUUCUUUGAUGUUAUGAUCUUUAAUUUGACUUUGGCCUUGUAAUGUGAAUUCUUUAAGUACCCUCUGCUAUGUAA
This is a messenger RNA of Quercus lobata, 1264 nucleotides long. Its product is annotated as NADP-dependent D-sorbitol-6-phosphate dehydrogenase-like. NCBI's taxonomy places the organism in Eukaryota, Viridiplantae, Streptophyta, Magnoliopsida, Fagales, Fagaceae. Bases 88 to 1044 code for a protein of 318 amino acids. Gene Ontology annotation, molecular function: aldose-6-phosphate reductase (NADPH) activity. The record is from RefSeq and is a predicted model, not a curated record. The transcript is spliced from 6 exons.